AUGUCUUUCUUGAGUCGUUCAGCUUCACCUUUUGCACCACCCUCAACCAUCUACCUCCUGCUCUUUCACCCCGUCUCUACCAUCCUAAUAUUCCUGCACAACCUUCUGCUCACAUUGCGAGGCGCUCCUUACCGCCCACCACCAGCUCAGCUACCCAUUCCCAUAACCUGUAUAUCAGACACUCACUCGAAGUUUCCUAAAGUCCCUCCUUCCGGCGAGCUUCUCAUCCACGCUGGCGACCUCACCAAUUCUGGCACUCUAAACAGCAUCCAGCAGACUGUGGACUGGCUCAGGAGCUUACAGAAGCCCUGGCCAGGCAGUCGAGAUGGCUACCGCUACAUCGUCAUCAUAGCUGGCAAUCAUGAUAGCUACAUGGACGAACGUAGCCGCAACGCACACGAUGCGCGUACCUCCAAAGGCUCAUAUGGCCGCAAGCUAGACUGGGGCAAGAUCAUAUACCUUCAGCAUGGCGAGGUUACUCUGACCUUUCCUGGAGAUCGCAAGCUCAAGAUCUAUGGCGCUCCGCAGAUUCCUAAAUGUGGAGGGAAGGAUUUCGCGUUCCAGUACGAGCGCGGUCGAGAUGCUUGGAGUGAUACAAUUCCGGAUGAUGUGGACAUCUUAGUCACACACAAUCCUCCGAAAUGGCAUUUGGACAUCGCUCAGAAUGGAGGGUUGGGCUGCGAGCAUGAGCUGAAGGAGGUGUGGAGGGUCAAGCCGACGUUACACGUGAUGGGACACAUUCACAGCGGUUAUGGUAAGGAGUAUGUCUGGUGGGACAAAGGCACGAAAUUGAUUGAAGAAGUGAAGAAAACGGCUUUUGCACCCUAUCCGCAGCCACAGAAAGCGCAGAUUGCUGCUCUGCUGAGUGAAACGUUCAACUUCAAGCUGUACAUCCUUGGGUUUCGGUUACUGCUAGAGGAUGUGAAAGGUGUGCUAUGGACGAGAUUCUGGAAAGGGACUAGGAAUGGAAGUAUCAUGAUCAAUGCAGCGUUGACGUAUCAGAUCUCAGAAUACCUGGGCAAUAAAGCGCAGACAGUGGUUCUGUAA
Molecule: messenger RNA, 1047 nt
Organism: Lithohypha guttulata
Lineage: Eukaryota; Fungi; Ascomycota; Eurotiomycetes; Chaetothyriales; Trichomeriaceae
Exons: 1
Coding region: 1-1047 (348 amino acids)
Molecular function (GO): hydrolase activity
Source: RefSeq, a predicted model, not a curated record